Molecule: messenger RNA, 2169 nt
Organism: Penicillium canariense
Lineage: Eukaryota; Fungi; Ascomycota; Eurotiomycetes; Eurotiales; Aspergillaceae
Exons: 5
Coding region: 1-2169 (722 amino acids)
Biological process (GO): transcription initiation at RNA polymerase III promoter
Cellular component (GO): transcription factor TFIIIC complex
Molecular function (GO): histone acetyltransferase activity
Source: RefSeq, a predicted model, not a curated record
AUGCUGAGCCCUGUGGAAUUGUCUCUCUCCGCCUCCUGUUUCGACGCACUCGCAUGGUCGCCAGAUGGCGACCUUGCUGUGGCGGCUGGUGAGCAUGUCCAAAUCUUGACGUUAAAGAAUACUGGUCAAAGGUCUCCAGUACCUCAAGGCCAGGAUCAGUGGAACAUUACUCGCAUCCGCGUCAAUCUCUUCACCAAUACCGAGUGGCAGCCUAUCAAACCACAGAAUCGAGAUGACUUCUCGAUUGCGGCAGAGCAGUCAACCAGUACGGUGGUGGGCAUAGCCUGGUCUCCACCAGGGCUUGGGUGUUUUCGCCGAAGCGUGCUGGCUGUGUUGACGUCGAAUCUCCUCUUGUCUUUGUGGGAGCCAGUUGGCGUUAAAGGUCAAUGGACCAGAGUCGCCAUCGUAAACCAUGCUUUCCAUCUUGAUCCUUCUGCCCCAGGGAAACUUGAUGGCCUGGAACUUCGCAGAUCAAACAUCAGAUCAUUCCAAUGGUGCCCCCCGUUACACGCUCCGCCUUCCCCAAGUUCGAAUUCAGCACCCGGGCCUGAGACUCGCUGGGGGGUCCACUUUCUCAUGGCAACUAAUGAUUCCAACGAAAUUCUUCUUCUGCGCAUCCGCAGGCUGAUUAGUGCACAAAACCCAUCCCUGCCUUACUCCAUUGAAAAGCUGGCACUUUACCCGGUGGACGAUGACCAACGGCGUUAUCCUGCGGCUUGCUCUGGAUCACUUCUUCAGAGUGCCCUUCACUCUAAAGCACGCGUCUUAUCUGUCUCUUGUGGUCCGUGGCUUGAGCCAUCCCAGCCGACCAAAGACAGUGCUUCUUCUGCAGUUGCAAUGGUUGCCGCCGUAUUUGGAACCCUCCCGAGGGUUUUCAAGAUUACCGUCGCAUUGCAUGCCUCGGAUCGGGUUGAUGGCGAUGCUCCGAAAUUUGAGGCCAGAGCUAAUUUUUCUGACCACCCAUUGGGCCAGUUCGCCCCAGAGUGGACUACUCGCUGCGUUAAUGGGCCGCUCAAAUGGGCACCUGCGCCAAACCACUCAGGUUCAAUUGUUCUUUUCGUUGCUACCAACAUUGGGCUUCUUACCGUCUCCAUUCCUCGUGGUGUGUAUGAUGGUAGCGCGACUCAGCCUGAUCAGUUCGACAAUCGAGAGUGGCCUUUAUCGACUUUAGCCAAAGAGGAUGGCGAAGGUCCCAAAAGGUUUCUGGAUCCUAUUUCAGCCAUGACUGCAUUGUGUGAUGAAACGUGCGGGGCUUGGAGCCUUCACAUGGGCACAACGGGUGGGCUCGGUGCCGUUCUUAAUAUGGAUGACCUUGAGACGGACGACGCUCAGAAAUUUCCACGAUGGAGUAAACUCAUGGAGGAUCGCCUUGAGCAAUUCGACUUAAAUCAUGAUCUGGGAGGACAGAGCGUCGCCCGAGUCUGGGGAUUGGCGUCCCGUCGCGGUGUGAUCGCAGUGCUCUUCUCGAAACAUCCAACAGACAUGAUCGAGUAUCGAAUUACAUCCGACGACAAGUCCACCAUUGUAUUUGCCUCUGAGGAUCCAGAUUACUCGCCUGAUGUGCAGACACUAUUUGCUCCCAAUAGCUCCGCUACAGAGUCCUGGUCCGCUCAGGACCAGCGCGAGGCAGUAAUAGUUUUUCUACUGUCUAGCACAGGCCAAAUCGAUAAGGAUGACAAGGAGAGCCAGAGGCUCAUUUAUGCCUCAGCUUGUUGUGCCAUUGUUGAUCAACAGGGUGCAUCUAUACGCUCUCAAGCUCGACAAUCGUUUGAACAACUGGCAAACUUGACAGGCGCAGACUUGAACGAGGAGAUCUCGAAAUGCAGUGAUGACUCUGUCACGAUAUCCGCCAAAUCAAUUGAUCAGCUCAGCGGACCCGGUGCACACCUGUUUGAGAGGUGCGAGAUUUGUGAGGCAGGGAUUGCCUGGGCCUCUGCCACAGAGGCCCAAUGCGCAGGAGGCCAUCUUUUUGCGCGCUGCGGACUGACCUUUCUGGCCAUCCAAGAACCUGGGAUAUCCAAAUACUGCUCCCUCUGCCAGAAGGAAUACAUAAACGAAGAGAUAGUUGCUCGAUCGCGUGAAGGCAGCCUGAGCUCCACAUACAGAAGUCUCUUUGAGGCUUUUGAUACUUGCCUCUACUGCAGGGGCAAAUUCCAGGCUGGCAUCUAG